Messenger RNA from Labeo rohita (rohu), 4460 nucleotides. It is a transcript of the gene foxi3a, whose product is annotated as forkhead box I3a. Bases 2963 to 4018 code for a protein of 351 amino acids. Gene Ontology annotation, molecular function: RNA polymerase II cis-regulatory region sequence-specific DNA binding; DNA-binding transcription factor activity, RNA polymerase II-specific. The record is from RefSeq and is a predicted model, not a curated record. Lineage: Eukaryota; Metazoa; Chordata; Actinopteri; Cypriniformes; Cyprinidae. The transcript is spliced from 2 exons. Gene Ontology annotation, biological process: regulation of transcription by RNA polymerase II; cell differentiation; anatomical structure morphogenesis.
AUUCUACGAGGAACGUUAUACGUGGCGUGAUGGACUAACUGAGGAUUACAGUGCGCUAACUAACAAGGAUUUGUGUUUCGUCGCUUAUUGUGAAAUCAUUCUGUUCAUCUGCCAUUAAUAAUUUGAGGACUGACUUUCUAGAGGGAAGACGCGGGUCACCGUUUCACUAAAUGCUCUUACGCCUGUCAAACUGUCUCAAACUGCUUACAACACACCAGUGUACACUAGGAUAUUUGGUUACAUGACUUUGGCAUAUGACGUCAAAGCAACAGGCUGCAAUAAAAAUCCUGACUGCAUAAUGCUGCAUUCGUUCUUGGAAAAUUGUCAUGUGAAAAUUGUGGAUGUAUGUGCUUUUUUGGUGCAUGGAUUCUAAAUAUUUAUAUACAUUUAGGCUAACAUGAAAACGAUUUACAGUAGGUCUAAGACAAUAAUAAAUUCUAUUGCGAUGUUGCCAAAUCUCAUAAAACCCAAAAUAUUUUUUUAACUAAAUUAUUUUAAAAAUGUUUUAGUUAAGAACUGGCUAUUUAUAUAGUAGUCUUCAUUUGAAGUGGAUCAAAAAAGUUAAUCAAAGUUGACCUAAGGCUAUUGUUUUGGUUUUAGGACAACUUUGAUGAAACCACUUCAAAUGUUGACUACUGUAGGCUAUAAAAAGCCUAAUUCUUAACAUGAAUCAGGUUAGGCUAAAUUACAUUUUAACAAUAGUAAGCAGACAUGGCAGCACUCCUGAGCUUCUGUGGGACACCCAUUUAACUCUGGGAUGCAAAAAUGAUUAACUCAAAAAGGACUCCAUUUGUCCUCCAACAUCAUGUGCUUUGAGAGAGUUAAGUUACACACCUGUCCAUUAGGCUUACUGCAGUUGUAAGCUGGGUGCACAAUGCACGAUUUAUAGCCUAAUAGUUUUUACGAUUGUUGCUUGUCAGACUGUACGAAUAUGAUGAUUCCACCCUGUGGGAUCUGAGUUGUCAUUAAUGUCAGACUGUAGGACAGUCCGGACGCGUUAAAAGCUAGUGCGCGGAAGAACACUUGUCUGGAGUUCUACAUUAUCAACCCUUUCACAUUAAAAUACCUGCGUAUUAAGUAGCCAAUAUUAACCGCGCCGGAGUUUAUGACGGUUAGAAGAAAAAUCUCUAGCAUUAAGUCUAAUUAUGACUUGUCUUGAAAAACGAAGACAAUUUGACGUUCGUCUUAUAAGAAGUCACACUGCCGGACGUCAAAUCUUCUGACACUGACAGAAUUACGUCUGAGGUAAAAUUUGGUCGUUAGAACAUGUCAAACUACCCAUCAAAGACUUAAGAUUUUAGCCUAGGAUCGGAAUCUUUUAGGAUUUUUGCGAAAUUUGUGUCAAAUCAAAUAUGUGUGCCCGUCUUGUUUUGAUAUGAUCCCAUAUAGCACAUGUACGUCUAACGUUAGAUGUUUGUUAAAAGAUAGCUUGAUCUGGAAAGCAUCUGCUGUGUACAAACAUCUGACAGACGUCUUUAAGGUGUCAGUUUUACAUACAUUCUAAAUCAUAGACAUCUUAAAGACAACUAAACAUCUAUUUGACAUCUAACAGGAUACAGACAUAUUGCAGAUGAGCCAAAACUUUAAAAAUAAUAAUAAUACGUCUUGCAGAUGUAAAUGUAGAGGUCAAAUAGACGUCUCCGUGAUGUACUUGUGCUAUCAGGGAUGUAAAUUUUGUUGGCAAACUAGGCCAGUAGUGGUAUGAAACACUGUUCACACAAAGUCACUUUCACACAAGCAGUUUUCAGUUAGUCAACCAGAGAAUUCUCGUGACCAGCUUGAAAAUCUGUGUGAGGAACUUUCAUGUCCUCAGGAGAAACUUUCAGAAAAAUUCGUCCAACAAUGUCAAAUGUGAGCGCACUUUAAAGGUGGUUUGGAUGUAUUUAAAUAUAGCUUUUAAUUAUCUGUUCACUACAGUUGGCACCAUGGCAGGCAUGCAUACUUUCAUUUAAUCCCGCGCGAUCAGGCUAUGCCUCCGAGCAGGGCUGCCAAGUUUUCACAACAAAACUCUCGGGUUCCACCGGUAAAUAUCGCAUUUGUCACCUAGUUUUGGCGGGAUUCCCGAAGUAAAAUUCGCAUCCCAAAGGCUAAAUCUUCAACCCGCGGCAAUAGUGUUAAAUAUAUCACAAUUCCGCGGGGAAAAAGUGGACCUGGCAACACUGCCUCCGAGACAGCAGAGGAAUCGCUCGAUCGGCGCGUGGAGGAAUGUUUUUGUUUUAGAAUGUAAAUUGCGAUUGAGACACGAAUGGCUCAAAUUGAAUUCGCAUUAUCUCAAGUGAAACGGCGGGGGGUGAAAUGAGGGGCACAUUUCACCCCCCCAAGUGCUUCAAGUGAUCUGAAAAUGUAAACAAUUAAUUAAGCCAACUGCAUGGUGCAUCUUGUUUAUAAUGCCACUGAAACCACAUAGGUAUCAUCAUAAAAUUAGUUAAUUAAAUUUGCCAGCACAAUUAACAUUUCUUAUUCUAACCUUUAUUUAUUUAUUUACCAUUUCACUGCAAUAGCUCAGAUUAAAACACUCUAUUUGUACAGUAUGAAAUAUUAAGGUAAAUUGUGCUACUUUAUAACUGCCAAAACUUUUUGUUUUGCCAAAACCUUUUAUUUUACUUACAUUCAACAUAUGUGACAUACAAAAGGUCCUUUGUUGUGUAUAAUGAUUUAAAAGUUAAGAAUUAUUUAUAUUUUCAUGUAAUGCAAGGCAACUUUAACUCUAAUCAAGAUAAUCUACUGAUAUAUCAACCCCCCUUGCACAGACACACACCACCCCCCAAACAAAUGAGGGCUGAGGUGUAACCGUAACAGCCAAUCGGAGCAAAGAGGGUGUUACAAAACUUGUAUAAAUAGCUCAGGUGAGACAGGUGUCAGGUUGUGAUGCACCUGACCACUCCACCUGCAUUAGACAGAGGCAGCAGAGCAUAAGGAGGUGUUUUCUCUCAGAACAAACAGAAGAAAAAAGGAGGAAAGCAUGACAUCAUUUGUUCCACAGUCCCUCUCACCCCAGUUCCACACCAUGGGACAGGAGCCCCAAGAGUUCAGCCUGUAUGGUGACAACUUCUACAGCACUCAGCCUGUGCCCAGUCCACAGCAAACCCUGCCGUCCGCUUACGAUUUCGGAGAAUACUCCGGCCAGACUUCCAACCCUUACCUGUGGUUCAAUGGACCUGGACUCAAUCCAGCUCCGUGUCUCAGCGGAGGGCCUCAGCACUAUGGGAUGCCAAAGCCAUACGUAGGAGCAAGCGGGAUCGGAGGCUCCGAUGGGGGCUUCAGCUGGUUCUCCCUGCCUUCCCAAGAAGAUCUGAUGAAACUCGUAAGGCCUCCGUACUCGUACUCAGCACUUAUUGCGAUGGCAAUACACGGAGCCCCAAACCGUCGCCUCACUCUCAGCCAAAUCUACCAGUAUGUGGCUGACAACUUCCCCUUCUACAACAAGAGCAAAGCCAGCUGGCAGAACUCAAUCCGGCAUAAUCUUUCACUCAACGACUGCUUCAUGAAAGUACCCAGAGAUGAUAGCGAUCCAGGUAAAGGCAACUACUGGACUCUUGACCCAAACUGUGAGAAGAUGUUCGACAAUGGCAACUUCCGUCGCAAGAGGAAGAGAAAGUCUGACUCUCUGGCCGAAGAAGAGGGAAAAGGCUAUUCCGGAUCGGACUCGGCUCUAUCGAGUCCUAAAGAGCCCAGUGACACCUCAGAAAGAGGAAACUCUCCGCUCUCCACAGAUCCAACUCCGUGUCUCAAUGGCUUUCUAAGUCAAAUGGGUGAUGUGGCUUCAGGCUCUCCUUUAGCUUUGCCUUUGAGCCAAAGAUCUUCUCCGACUGGGGCGUAUGGCUCGUACUCUCCGGGCGCUACCGUGCCGCAAUGGGAAACCCACAUCCCUCCUCCCGUCCCAUCCAACAUCUCCACUUCGCCUACUUCGUACACAGAGAGCUACAGUGACUCUAUGCUCACUCCGUACACCAGCCAGCUCUAUCCUGUGCUGGGAUCCUCCGACUUACUGUAUCCGCGGGAGGGAACAGAGGUGUAGCACGGGAUGUAGCGCCGUCAGGUAUGAAUCGUGGCCGCAGGCACUUGAGGGAGCGGUCGGCCUGCAUCGUGAGCCAAGUUCCCAGUGCAGUGCCUGAGUCAGCAGGUCCGAGUGGACACAGAGGAGAUUCCUGCUAUCAGACGGUUGUGUGAAUGCCCUCACACGCUCUUCUCAGACUCACCUGCUGACAUCAUCUAAUUCAUGUUGCAGCUGAAAGACAACAGUAAUCACCCCGGGCUACUGCUCCCAGUCCCGUUUUUUAUGUUGUGUUUUUUGUUAUGUUUUUGCAAUGCAUUUCAAUUCUGUUAAAUUAAAAGCCUAGAACAUACAUAAAUGCACUGACGUUUGACAUAAAUAUGAAUUUGUCCAUUGUUCAAUAUUAUGUUUUUGUAUUGCUCACUUUAUAUAUUCUGUGAUUGUAAUAUAUAUUGUAUUUGCCAAA